GGCCGCUGGCGGGGAAGGAACCGGAGCCGGAUCCCAAGCUUCAGAGUUCGGCCGACCCCCACUGAGCGCCGGCAGCCGGUGGCCAGAAGAAUGACCACCCUCACUCGACAAGACCUUAACUUUGGACAAGUUGUGGCUGAUGUUCUCUGUGAGUUCUUGGAAGUGGCCGUGCAUCUCAUCCUCUAUGUCCGAGAGGUUUACCCUAUUGGAAUCUUCCAGAAGAGAAAGAAAUACAAUGUGCCUGUUCAGAUGUCCUGCCAUCCAGAGCUAAAUCAGUACAUUCAAGAUACGCUUCACUGCGUUAAGCCGCUGCUGGAGAAGAAUGAUGUGGAGAAGGUCGUGGUGGUGAUUUUGGACAAAGAGCACCACCCAGUGGAGAGAUUUGUCUUUGAAAUCACUCAGCCUCCCCUGCUGUCUAUCAGCUCCGACUCUUUGCUGUCCCACGUGGAGCAGCUCCUUCGUGCCUUCAUCCUGAAGAUCAGUGUCUGUGACGCCGUCCUGGACCACAACCCUCCAGGUUGUACCUUCACUGUCUUGGUCCACACUCGGGAAGCAGCCACACGAAACAUGGAGAAGAUUCAGGUGAUCAAGGACUUCCCCUGGAUCCUGGCAGACGAGCAGGAUGUGCACAUGCACGACCCCCGGCUAAUCCCACUCAAGACCAUGACGUCAGACAUUUUAAAGAUGCAGUUGUACGUGGAGGAGAGGGCCCAUAAGAGCAGCUGAAGCCGGCCUGCCCAGCGAACGCAGAACUGGC
Molecule: messenger RNA, 757 nt
Organism: Gracilinanus agilis (Agile Gracile Mouse Opossum)
Lineage: Eukaryota; Metazoa; Chordata; Mammalia; Didelphimorphia; Didelphidae
Gene: MAD2L2
Product: mitotic arrest deficient 2 like 2
Exons: 9
Coding region: 91-726 (211 amino acids)
Cellular component (GO): zeta DNA polymerase complex
Source: RefSeq, a predicted model, not a curated record